AGUCAUGUCAACAAGAGGAUGUAGGCAGGAGAUCUGCAGAGGACUGCACCGUGGAGCCACGGGGAAGUUGAGACUCCACGCUGCUAGAAGGGGCAAGACCCAUCAACCCUCAACCCUGGUUCCUGAUUGGACAGCCUACUCUGCCUCUACCCAAAGAUCUCAAGGUUGCUGCAACAGACUUAGAGAAAAGACAAACUGAGUGAUGAAGAUCUGAUUGUUGUAAGACAACAACUAGUUCGGCUUUGCUUCUAUUCAGAAGAGAAUUUUUGUCGUACAAAGACAAAGUCUCUGACCAAUGAUAUUUGAAGUUUUCUGUUGCCGAGAUCAUUCAUCAUCGGGGUAUUUGAUAAAGAAUAAUGGGGGAUACCGUCGACAGCCACACAUCAUGGAAUGAAAACUCCAGUGUAAACAGCACAGACAUUGACUAUGACAUUGACUAUGACAUUGACUAUGAUGAGUCAGUUGAUGAUGCUCUCACUGUGGUGCAUUGGAUCGCUAUUUGCAUUGGAUUUCCUCUGACUCUGCUGGCCAUAUUUGCUGUUUUUUCAACAAUAAAAAAAGAUCAUGUUGCUCCAGUUUACAUCCUCAACCUUUUGAUUUCUGAUCUCAUCCAGUACUGCAGCAGAAUUCCUCUAAUAUCACAUGCUGAUAAUGUUUGGUCUUAUUAUGCCUUUCAUUUUGGCAUCACAGCCAGUAUUGGAUUCAUGAUGUGUGUCUCCCUGGAAAGAUAUCUGGUCAUUUGCAAACCACUGUGGUACAGAUUUAAACGAAACAUCAAAACAUCUGUGUUGGUCUGUGUCACAGUUUGGAUACUUUCUUUUCUUUUUAUCCUGACCCUGUAUUACACUGAGGAAUUAGAGAUGACUGAAAAAAUGUUUGGCGUUUUUCUCCUCCUCCCUCUUCCCUUGUUCAUCUUCUGCCUGGUUGGGACCAUUAAAGCUCUGUCUGAAGCUCGCAGUGUCCCUGCUGAUGAAAAACGUCGAAUUGUUUUAAUCUUGGUUUUGUUGUUGCUUAUUUAUCUUCUGCUUUUCUUGCCAAUUAUAAUAUUUUUUCUGUAUGAAGAAGCUGUGGAAAAUGUAAUCUUAAGCUUUGCUAUUGAUAUUUGUAUUUUUCUUAGUCCUCUUGCAGACUCAGCUUUGUAUAUUUUUCUGAGGAAAAGUGCAGUUGACAGGAUUUUGAUCUCAUUGUGUUGUUGUGUAAAGUCUAGGAAUCAGAUCAGCAUCACUGAUAAUCAAAACAUGUCAGGUCUUCAGUCUACAGAAGUUUAGGUACCACUGAUGCACAAAUAU
Messenger RNA from Gambusia affinis (western mosquitofish), 1289 nucleotides. Its product is annotated as proteinase-activated receptor 2-like. Gene Ontology annotation, biological process: positive regulation of Rho protein signal transduction; phospholipase C-activating G protein-coupled receptor signaling pathway. The record is from RefSeq and is a predicted model, not a curated record. The transcript has 4 exons. Lineage: Eukaryota; Metazoa; Chordata; Actinopteri; Cyprinodontiformes; Poeciliidae. Gene Ontology annotation, cellular component: membrane. The coding region runs from base 357 to 1268 and encodes 303 amino acids. Gene Ontology annotation, molecular function: G protein-coupled receptor activity.